Molecule: messenger RNA, 2691 nt
Organism: Cutaneotrichosporon cavernicola
Lineage: Eukaryota; Fungi; Basidiomycota; Tremellomycetes; Trichosporonales; Trichosporonaceae
Gene: DCR2
Exons: 14
Coding region: 1-2691 (896 amino acids)
Cellular component (GO): cytoplasm
Molecular function (GO): phosphoprotein phosphatase activity
Source: RefSeq, a predicted model, not a curated record
AUGAAGCUUUCACUUUCACUUCUUCUUUUAGCGGCUGUCCUCCCGCAGCGACCGGCUGAGCAUGACCUGAUGUACGAUGAUGGUGUCAUUCGUCGCAUUAGCGCUUCGGGUUGUCACUCUACAACCGUUCGUCACCUCCGUGGCGUAGCCGGAACUAGCGACCAUCUCGGCCUCGACGAGUCCCAGGUCAAAGACUCACAAUUGUGGUUUGCCUUGACGCAUCAGCGUCACAUCGAACUCGCGCAGGAGCUCUACACCAACGCGACACGCGAGAAGAUCGCCCUACUCCAAUUUCUACACCGCAACGCAGAUGCAACCCAUGAGAGCGACAUCGAGCGAAGCCGAAAGGUCGAGGAGCAGCUGGAGUCCAUCCGCCAGUCUUUCUCUUCCUCGAGAUCGGUUCUGCAGAACCUCGCGGAUGUCGCCUUCCGCCUCGAUUUCAUGCAAGGAAGACUCGAAGACUCCAUCACAUACUUCUCUGAGGGCCAGCGAAAGUCCUGGGACGACAUGACCGAGCACAUGAAGCACUCUCUCGCGAUCGCCAUCCACCGAGCCCAGGAGGACCUUUCUCAGCUGCAGAGGGGAGCAGUCCACGAGAAUGCCCUUCGUGACUUGGGGACCCAGUGGCUGGACCAAGCUGAGCAUCUUAAUGAAGUGCUAGAUGAGGUUGAUCACAAGGCAGCAAGCCUAGCUCCGCAGCUCGCGGCCUUCUCAGACGACUUCAUGGAGCACCAGAACCAAGUACAAGAGUCGGUUAAGCUGGCUCGCAUUCAAACUGCCAUGUACGCACGGGAGGUACAAGAUGCGUUCUCUCUUCUCAACAUCAGUAUCAAGUCUAUCGCACUUCCGUCGCCAUCGCUAUGGGGAUCGCCAGGUACCUCAUUGGUCAGCUUGUUAAGUGGAUCGCCUUUGUUCCUCGACCACCAUCGCCAGUUCUGGCCAGGGAUUCAGAUGGGCCUCUGGAUCGUGUCGCAUGUGCUGAGGGCGCUGUGGGCGGGCCUCUAUGGAAUCGACCCGAUUGCUAAGCACACGACAGGAAUCACGGAGCUCGCAGUCGUGACAUGCUUCCUCUCACCCAAGAUCAUCACCUACUGUCAGCCCAAGACGACCCCCGAGGAGGACACGGCCAAGGGCCAGUGGGUACUGGUGGACAGUGACCUGAACCACCGCACAGGUCUGACCUUCCUGUACCUCUACUACCGGCGCACGCGGCGCCUUGACGUUGCUCUCGUGACAGACCUGCAAAUCGUGCCGGACCCGCCGCCCACUGAGCUUGUAGCCGACGGCUGGUUGCAGGCCCCUGGCAAUCUACGUUCGGGCGUAUUUCCACGCCAGCCCAAGUUGAGGCUCCUUUACAAGAUCGAGGCGCAGGGCAAACGCCAGCACAUCACCGAGGUGAUGCCACACUUUGGUGAUGGCGCGCCGUUCUUCGGCUUUGAGCGCGUUCCAGGUGGAAAGGUCGUCGACGGCAAGAAGGGGCGAUGGCAGAGUGUGGACAUUGUCUACCGUCGCGGCAACCCCAUCGCGCCCGCGAUCGAGGCACCCAAGUUCCGCAUCGACGGGUCGUUCAAGAUCAUGCAGAUCGCAGACCUGCAUUUCUCGGUCGGCAAAGGCGAGUGUCGCGACACGGAUAAGAACCCAUGUGCAGCAUACCCGGACACGGCGGCAUGGCUGGCCGAAGCACUUGAUGCCGAGAAGCCCGACAUGGUCGUGUUCUCAGGUGACCAGCUCAAUGGGCAGAAGACGAGCUACGACAGCCUCAGCGUGCUCGCCACGUUUGCCGAGCCCGUGAUCGCCCGCAAGAUCCAGUGGGCAGCAGUAUUCGGAAAUCACGACAGCGAGAUUGCAGAUGAUCGUGAGAUGCAGAUGCGUGCUCUCGCGAGCAUGCCGUAUAGCCUCGCUCGACUCGGUCCGGCUGAAGUUGCGGGCGUAGGCAAUUACGACGUGCGCAUCCUCUCACCAGACGCCUCACGCACCCACAUCUUCACCCUCUACUUCCUCGACUCUGGUGCGUACAAGAAGUCGAUGUUGCCGUUUGUCCAGCCCGGUUACGACUACAUCCGCGAGUCACAGACCGAGUGGUUUCGCAAGACCUCUGCGACCGUCGACCCGAUCGAGCGACCCUUCCGCCCCGAUGGGGCUGACGAUCUCGGCAAGAUCUGGAAGCGACGACUGGGUCGACGGCAGUCGACCCCGACGUUCGCAAAGCCAAACGCCAUGAUGUGGUUCCACAUCCCGCUGGUCGAAGCCUAUGACCCGGCGGAUCCGACGGAUGAUGCUGCCUUUGCGGACAGCAAGCUCAACCUCGGCACGUCCGACGCGCCUGACGACAAGAGUGUCAGUAGGCUUACGAACGGGGGCUUCUUCUCCAACGGCAUCGAGAAAAUGCUGGAGAGCGAUGGCGAACGACGCACCGAGGUCAAGGUCCUUAGCCACGGGCACGUCCACAACACGGACCGCUGCCGGCGGGUACGUGGCGUGUGGAUGUGCUUCAACGGCGGCUCGUCGUAUGGUGGUUAUGGUAAAGUGGGCUUUGACCGUCGUGUGCGCUUGUAUGAUGUGACCGACUGGGGAGAGACCAUCAGCACGUACAAGCGGCUCACGAGCGGCGAGAUCAUCGACCGACAGGUCCUGGUUGGUGCAGGUGCUCCAGCGGGGUGGGGUAAAUGGUUCGAAGCUAGAUAUGUAUAG